AUUCCGAUGUUCUAAUACAUAGCGAUUACACGAAACGCGUGCCUACAGCGGGUAGCACGUAACCUUUGAGACUGCAAUCUGUUUUGUAAUCGCGGAAAUCAGGUACAGAUAGUUGUGAAGGCAUUGCGAUUGCCGCCUAAGAUUGGACCACGUGACGAGAAAUCGCAUAACCCCCCGGACACCAGUCGACAAGCAGGCGCAGAUUCCAGAGGGGAAAAGGGAAAAUCAAACCUUCCCGCCCUUCUACUGGCUUGGCGUCCCUCACUACUUAACAAAAUACUGACCCUGCAAGUUUUUGUGCUUGGGUAUACGCCCCAAUAAUUGCCAUCGCCCGCAUAACAAGAGCCGCGUCGAGCAGAACAUAACAGAAGCCACGCAGCAAUGGCCGAAGGAAAAUCGGAGAAACUGCCUUUUAUUGGCAAGCAGGCACCAAAGCCCGUGACACUAAAUCCGUCGUGGGAGUCCGAACUGCCGCCGGCGGAUUCGAAUGGGAAGGGCUCGGUGCUGGCCAAGUUGGGUCUGCCGCCCAAGGAUAGAUACAAGAUAGUUUUCUUUAUCUUUAUGUUGCACGGACUGGGCACACUGAUGCCCUGGAACAUGUUCAUUACAGCCAAGUCCUACUUCGAGGACUUCAAGCUGGGCGCGAACAACACGGUACCCACGGAGGUAAACUACAGAAGUACCUUCAUGCAGAAUAUGGGCUUUGCCUCGCAGAUUCCCAAUCUCCUCUUCAACUGGCUGAACAUCUUCGUCAACUUUGGCGGCGACCUGACCAGCAGGAUAGUGUACAGCAUCAUCUUUGAGGUUGUCAUUCUGCUGGUAACCAUUGUCCUGGCUAUGAUGGAUUCGUCCCAGUGGCCGGGCAUAUUCUUCUGGGCCACCAUGGUAAGCAUUGUGCUGCUGAACAUUUGCAAUGGUAUCUACCAGAACACCAUAUACGGCAUCGUUGCUUCGCUACCCAUCAAGUACACGGGAGCCGUGGUCCUGGGAUCCAACAUUAGUGGGGUCUUCACCACCGUGAUGUCCAUCAUUUGCACCGCAUUCUUCGACUCAAAGAGAACGUCGGCCAUCUAUUAUUUUGUAACAGCGAUUGUGAUUCUCCUUCUGUGCUUCGACACCUAUUUCGCGUUGCCGGUGACUAAAUUCUUUAGGCACUACGAUCAGAUCUGCCAGAGCAAUGAGAAAAAGUCCGACUCGAGGGCGGAGCUGAAUGUUCCCUACUGGCAGAUCUUCAAGAAGGCAUCGCCUCAGCUCUUCAACAUCUUUCUGACGUUCUUUGUGACUCUCUCCGUCUUCCCGGCCAUCCACGCGAACAUUAAAGCCUCGGACAAUGACUUUUUCAUCUCCAAGGACUACUUCACCUUGUUCACUUGUUUCCUCACAUUCAACGUGUUCGCCAUGCUGGGCAGCCUGACCACCUCGUGGGUGCAAUGGCCCGGUCCGAAGUUCCUAGUGGUUCCGGUGGCUCUGCGCCUGGUGUUCAUUCCCCUGUUCAUCAUGUGCAACUAUAUACCACCAGAUAUGACCAGGACCCUCGAAGUCUACUUCCCCAAUGAGUGGGUCUAUUGGGGCAUUGCCGUCAUAAUGUCCUACAGCUCGGGUUACUUGAGUUCGUUGGGCAUGAUGUAUGCCCCGCAGACGGUUCAUGCAAAGUUUCAAACAACCGCUGGAAUGUAUGCAGCUGCAAUGCUGAUUACGGGCAUUUUCUCGGGCGUCAUGUUCUCGUAUCUGGGUCCGUUGUUCUUAUAACCUCGGUCAUAGCUUCAAUACAUAGCAUGCUGACAUAUACUAAAAUGAUCUUGUUAAAUUCGUAUCAUAUAUUAUUGACCUUCAUUGAAUUUAUUUUCGUUGUGACUACUCAUUUUAUACUAACUUCAUUGAAUAAUAAAGAUUUGUACUGGUUAUUUACAAAACAGAUGCUGCAUUUUACACGCAAA
Drosophila miranda is the source of this 1937-nucleotide messenger RNA. RefSeq names its product equilibrative nucleoside transporter 1 (gene Ent2). Gene Ontology annotation, cellular component: plasma membrane. Gene Ontology annotation, molecular function: nucleoside transmembrane transporter activity. Bases 382 to 1749 code for a protein of 455 amino acids. NCBI's taxonomy places the organism in Eukaryota, Metazoa, Arthropoda, Insecta, Diptera, Drosophilidae. The transcript has a single exon. The record is from RefSeq and is a predicted model, not a curated record. Gene Ontology annotation, biological process: nucleoside transmembrane transport.